Molecule: messenger RNA, 2784 nt
Organism: Sceloporus undulatus (fence lizard)
Lineage: Eukaryota; Metazoa; Chordata; Lepidosauria; Squamata; Phrynosomatidae
Product: zinc finger protein OZF-like
Exons: 2
Coding region: 642-2084 (480 amino acids)
Biological process (GO): regulation of transcription by RNA polymerase II
Molecular function (GO): DNA-binding transcription factor activity; RNA polymerase II cis-regulatory region sequence-specific DNA binding
Source: RefSeq, a predicted model, not a curated record
GGUUCUUGGUUAUCUCCAACUUCCCAGCUCAUUGGCCAGUUGCUACCUCAUCACUUUUAAUGAAACCUUCAUUAAAAUGUACCUGUACCUCUUCAUACAUUUUAGUCCUUUGUUAUCUGGGAAGGAGGGUCUGAUAAAUGGAGGGACUCUCAUUUAUAACAUCCUAUACCUAAAAUAACUCUAAAUCCGUGGCUUUAAGGCAAAGUUGGAGCCACUGUUUUGGUGGAAGGAGGCAGCUGAUUGAAGUGAGUGAUUUUUGAGCCACCAGGAAAGGCCACAAUUACUAGUUGUUUAAUUUGUUAUUUUUGUAAUUUUUACUGCCCAGUAUUCUUCGCCUUAUAUGCCAAAAUAACUUUAUGAAUUUGCCAAAGUAAUGGGAUUAAAGAUAGUGGAAAUCCCAAACACCUGCAUGACACUAGAUUGGGAAAUGCUGCCCUAGACAUAUGCCAGUUAGUAAUGAUUUGGAAGGCCCGUGUACUAAAUAUAAGCUCCCUUUAUAUGAGAAGGUUAGUUCGUCACAGAGCAAGAUUACAACCCUGAUGCACUAAUCUUCAGGAUGCAAGGAGUUGAUGAAAAGAGACCGGAGUAUGCAGACAUGUACCCCUCUAUCUGUAUCCUGAAGCAAUCCAAUCCUUCUGGGGAUGCAGCAUGGCUUUCCUCCACAUCUGUUGAGUCUCUCUCUAGAUGAGGACUGUUUUCUCUUGCAGGUGACCUUUGAGGAUGUGGCUGUGUAUUUCACAGAGGAGGAAUGGAAAUUGUUGGAUGAGGACCAAAGAUCUUUGUACAGCGAAGUCAUGAUAGAAAACUAUGAACAUGUAUCUUCCCUCUUAGGAGAUCCUUGGAGGAAGAUUAACGUAUGCACUGAUUUGCAUCUUAUAAGCUGUCAGAUGGGCCACAUAACAGGCAAAGAAUACAGAUGGCAAGACUGUGGGGAAUGUUUUGCUUAUAGUUCACAUCUUAUGAGCUACACAAGAGCCCAAACAAAAAAGAAACUGUACAUAUGCCAGGAGUGUGGGAAAGAUUUUGCUUGCCAUUCUAAACUUGUGAUUCAUCAGAGAAUCCACUCAGGAGAGAAACCAUUCAAAUGUAAGGAAUGUGGAAAAUGUUUUGCUCACAGAUCAGCCUUUGUAACUCAUCACAAAGUCCACACAGGAGAAAAACCAUUCAGAUGUCAGGAAUGUGGGAAAUAUUUUGCUCACAAGUUCGACCUUUUGAAGCAUCAGAGAGUGCACACAGGGGAGAAACCAUACGAAUGUCAGCAGUGUGGGAAAUGUUUUGCUGUCAAGUCAGACCUUUUGAAGCAUCACAGAGUCCACACAGGAGAGAAACCAUACAACUGCCAGCAAUGUGGAAAAUAUUUUGCUCACAAGUCAGUUCUUCUGACUCAUCAGAGAGUCCACACAGGAGAGAGACCAUACAUAUGCCAGCAGUGUGGAAAAUGCUUUGCUCGCAAGGCACACCUUGAGAGACAUCAACGAGGCCAUACGGGAGAGAAACCAUACAAAUGCCAGCAAUGUGGGAAAUGUUUUGCUGACAGAUCUGUCUUUGUGACUCAUCAGAAAAUCCACACAGGAGAAAAACCAUUCAGAUGUAAUGAGUGUGGGAAAUGUUUUGCUCGCAGGCCAGAACUUGUGAUUCAUGAGAGAAUUCACACAGGAGAGAAACCAUACAUGUGCCAGAACUGUGGGAAAAGAUUUGCUUGUCGUUUAAACCUUUUGAGGCAUCAGAGACUCCACACAGGAGAAAAACCAUAUAACUGCCAAUAUUGUGGAAAAUGCUUUGCUCAAAUGUCAGACCUUGUAACUCAUAAGCAAGUCCAUACAGAAGAGACCCCAUACAAAUGCCAUGACUGUGUGAAAUAUUUUGCUCGGAAGUCAUCCCUUUUGAGGCACCUGGCAGCCCAUACAGGAGAGAAACCACACACAUGCCAGGAAUGUGGGAAAUGUUUUGCUCAGAAUUCACACCUUUUGAGGCAUCAGAAGAUCCAUACAGGGGAGAAACCAUUCAGAUGCCAGGACUGUGGGAAGUGCUUUUCUCAGAAUUCACACCUUUUGAGGCAUCAGAAUAAUCACAGUAAAGCAUAGGCUAGCCAGCAGUAUGGAAAAUGUUUUCUUUCGAGAGGCAGCCUUCAUACAUCUACAUUCUGUCUUGUAAUACUCUAUUAUAAUGUUAUUUCAUGCUUUUUCUGCUAUAAAGCUUAAAAGUAUCUUGUGUUUUGGUUUUGAUCCUCCACCAAGAGGGGAGGCAUGUAGGCAGGGGUGUGGGUCUGGGCUCCCCAGAUACUCCCCAGUUUAGGUGUACUUGUGUUUGUUAUUUUUUUGUGGAAAGUGUCUUUGGUUUUUUUCUUUCCAGAGUGUAAGCCUGAACAGGUCUAUAUCACUACAUAGUCUUUGCCUCCAUCUUUGAGCUUGUACAGAUACACAAAAUGGGGGACUGGGUCUCAGCACAGACAAUAGAGGUGAAAGUGGGAUGGUAGAUACAGAUGGGCUUGAAGUUAGAGCUGUGAUGAGCACUGUUGUAUUUUUGUUAAACGCCUUAGAGUCAACUUCAACUCAUGGCAACCCCAUGAAUGAGAUACCUCAAAAGUUGUCCUAUCCCCAACAGCCCUGCUCAGCUCUGCAGCUCCAGGACCAUGUCCUUCCUGAUUGAGUCUAUCAGUCUCUUCAGAAUCCAGAGGAGGUUGAAUCUCCCUUAUCCAGAAUUCCAAAAUAUUCCAAAAUUGUCCACAUGAGUGGCUGAGAUAGUGAGACCUUUGCUUUCUGAUGAUUCAGUGUGCACAUACAU